CGCCGACGUCAUCCGAGCGGAGUGUGUCAAGUCAUCGCGAGACAGCAGCUGUUAGUCACGUGCUCGUCGUCACCAUUCGCGAACUUGCAGGAGACACAAACAUCGAUGGGGAGUUUAAUCAGGUUUUGAUAAUCUGCAGUUACAGUGGUUUACAGUGGUGAAGUGAAGUCCAGCGGGGAAAUGUCCAGCACAGCCAUGAAGAAGAAGGUGCUGUUGAUGGGUAAAAGUGGAUCAGGAAAGACCAGUAUGAGGUCAAUUAUAUUUGCAAAUUACAUCGCCAGAGACACUCGCCGCCUUGGAGCCACAAUUGAUGUGGAGCACUCUCAUGUGCGGUUUCUGGGCAAUCUGGUGCUGAACCUGUGGGACUGCGGUGGGCAGGACACUUUCAUGGAAAACUACUUCACGAGUCAAAGAGACAACAUCUUUCGCAAUGUAGAGGUGUUGAUCUAUGUGUUUGACGUGGAGAGCCGAGAGCUGGAGAAAGAUAUGCAUUACUACCAGUCGUGUCUGGAAGCCAUCCUGCAGAACUCGCCUGACGCAAAGAUCUUCUGCCUGGUACACAAGAUGGACCUGGUCCAGGAGGACCAGAGAGACCUGAUUUUUAAAGAGCGUGAGGAGGACCUAAAAAGACUGUCUCGCCCACUAGCCUGCACCUGCUUCAGAACGUCCAUUUGGGACGAGACGCUGUAUAAAGCGUGGUCCAGUAUCGUGUAUCAGCUCAUUCCUAAUGUACAGCAGCUUGAGUGUAACCUGCGCAACUUCGCUCAGAUCAUUGAGGCAGAUGAAGUCUUACUUUUUGAAAGAGCUACUUUCCUGGUGAUCUCUCAUUAUCAGUGUAAGGAACAGCGUGACGCUCACCGCUUUGAGAAGAUCAGUAACAUCAUCAAGCAGUUCAAGCUGAGCUGCAGCAAGUUGGCGGCCUCUUUCCAAAGCAUGGAAGUGCGAAACUCUAACUUUGCUGCCUUUAUCGACGUGUUCACGUCCAACACCUACGUCAUGGUGAUCAUGUCAGACCCGUCUAUACCUUCUGCUGCUACCCUCAUCAACAUCCGGAACGCCAGGAGACACUUUGAGAAGCUUGAGCGUGUGGACGGGCCCAAACACAGUCUGCACAUGCGCAUGCGCUAGACUGCCAGCAUAGAGAGUUUGAGUGUCUGAACUUUUUUCUCGCAAUUG
Messenger RNA from Rhinichthys klamathensis goyatoka, 1176 nucleotides. RefSeq names its product Ras-related GTP binding A (gene rraga). Gene Ontology annotation, molecular function: GTP binding; GTPase activity. Gene Ontology annotation, cellular component: nucleus; lysosome; Gtr1-Gtr2 GTPase complex. Gene Ontology annotation, biological process: regulation of autophagy; cellular response to amino acid stimulus; positive regulation of TOR signaling. Lineage: Eukaryota; Metazoa; Chordata; Actinopteri; Cypriniformes; Leuciscidae. The record is from RefSeq and is a predicted model, not a curated record. Bases 181 to 1128 code for a protein of 315 amino acids. The transcript has 10 exons.